CGCCGUUGGAGGCGAAGCGUUUCGGGUUGUACAUUCCACAGGUGGGCAGCGUUCGUUACAACAGACGCGUCUACUCAGUACCCACCACAAUACCACUAUCUAUUGUUACUACCUGCCGCCGGGACGACGCGCGACGUUUGUGACGAUUUUUUAACUCUAAUAUUAAACGCAUCCAUUUGGCGUUUGAUCGAUUUACGUCGUCAACUCACUGUAUUUUAUUCCCUGCACUUCGUCCGCCCGUGCGCGGAGCAAUAACCGCCAUUUUCCGAGAUGAAGAAUGUCUACAGCGUUUUCGUUGUGUUGUGCAUCAACCUCGCUUUUUCUCAGAGGACACCCACAAUAUCUCAUAUAACUCAAAAACCUAUAAAAGAUAUUGGUGGUACAGCAGAGAUGACAUGUUCUGUUUUAUAUGCCAUGGAUUUUCCUGUUUUAUGGGUGAAGGUUGAUAAAGAAAAAAUAACUGAACCUGUCAUGCUUUCAUCUGGAAGUACAUUGAUUAUUAAAGAUUCAAGAUUUUCAUUGAGACAAGACAUUGACAGCACUAGUUACACACUACAGAUUAAGGAUAUUCAAGAAACUGAUGCUGGUUAUUAUCGUUGUCAAGUUUUGCUUGGGUUGAACAACAAAAUAUCUGCUGAUGUUGAGUUAGAAGUGCGUAGACCUCCUAUCAUUUCUGACAACUCAACUAGAUCAUUGGUUGUUAACGAGGGUCAACCAGUAAAACUUGAAUGCUAUGCUGGUGGAUUUCCCAGUCCGAGAGUUUCCUGGAGACGAGAAAAUAAUGCUAUUUUACCCACAGGUGGAUCGAUUUAUAGAGGUAACAUUUUGAAAAUUCCGGUCAUAACAAAAGAAGAUCGCGGAACCUAUUACUGUGUAGCUGAAAAUGGUGUCGGAAAAGGUGCCAGGCGUAAUAUUGCCAUAGAGGUAGAAUUUGCUCCAGUUAUAACUGUUCCUAAACCUCGUUUGGGACAGGCUCUACAAUAUGACAUGGAUCUCGAGUGUCAUGUUGAAGCUUAUCCUCCACCAGCCAUUGUUUGGAUAAAUAAUGGAAUACAAUUAUCCAAUAAUCAACAUUACCGAAUCUCACAUUUUGCUACUGCAGAUGAAUUUACAGAUACUACAAUACGUAUCAUAACAAUUGAAAAACGUCAAUAUGGUGAUUACAUUUGCAAAGCAUCAAAUGUAUUAGGAACUGCUGAAGUUACAGUUAAUCUUUAUGAAACAAUAAUACCAGUAUGCCCACCAGCUUGUGGCCAAUCAUCUUCACACUUAAGAAGCUCCAGCAUCAAAACUGCUAGCGUUAAUGUUUCUUUCUUAAUUGCUACUUACCUAUAUUUUGUUCACCUAUAUUUUUAAAUAAUUCAUCAAUACAGUGGUGUAACCAGAAGGAAUUAAAAACCUAUUCCUGAA
Messenger RNA from Melanaphis sacchari, 1410 nucleotides. Its product is annotated as lachesin-like. Gene Ontology annotation, cellular component: neuron projection. The coding region runs from base 271 to 1356 and encodes 361 amino acids. Lineage: Eukaryota; Metazoa; Arthropoda; Insecta; Hemiptera; Aphididae. The transcript has 7 exons. The record is from RefSeq and is a predicted model, not a curated record.